AUGCUAAAACACAGGCAAGCUCAUUCACGACCUGCUCUGCGAUGGCCGUGUGAAGACGAGGACGAGGACAGCGACAGCGGCGACACACCCCUCAAGCUACAGAUCAACCUCACGACGGAGGUGGAGAGGGAGGUGGACCUCUUCUUGGAGUCGGAGGAGGAGCAGUUCACCUUCGAGGAGCUCUACUGCACGCUGCCCCCGUGGGCGCGCGGCCGGCAGAAGGAGGUGCUGGCCGCGCUCAAGCGGCUCGUCAACGGCUACAGUGUGUCGCCGGCGAAGCUAAUCAUGGACGACGACGACGACCAGAGCGUGGACAUGGACGAGCUCGUGUUCCGACCCAAUCCUGAGCGCGGUCUCGAGCUCAGCAACUCGGACGACCCCGAUGGGUGCAACGCGCCGAUUGACACGAUGGCGGAGACCGUCCGAGCCAUCAUCGGAGCGUCCUUGCCCCCAAACCUCGUGUGCCUCACCUACUACUCCACGUGUGGUGUCAUUGAGGGCCCUGUGGCCUGCAUCGCCACAGCCGUCGCAGCACUCGUCCAGCACCCCGUCACGGGCAUCCCCAAGUUCCUGCGCGACCUCUCCCGCUGCCUCGUGGGCUCGGGCUUCACGCUCGACGAUCACGAUCCUGAGACGGGAGAGCCUCUCAUGAUGGGCCGCUGA
Emiliania huxleyi CCMP1516 is the source of this 663-nucleotide messenger RNA. RefSeq lists its product as hypothetical. Bases 1 to 663 code for a protein of 220 amino acids. The record is from RefSeq and is a predicted model, not a curated record. Lineage: Eukaryota; Haptophyta; Isochrysidales; Noelaerhabdaceae. The transcript has 3 exons.